ACAUAUCUCGGUGGGACAAAAAAAGCGGGAAAAGCAACCAUGAUAUGGGGUUUCAGUUUUGCAACCAGACAUUUGCAACUUCUAUUUAGGAAAUAAUAUCUAUAUAUAGGAUUUAAAAAAUAUUGUUGAUUUUAAUGAUGGAUGAUGAAGCAAAUGAUUUAGAUGGUCUGUUUGAAGAGUAUGAAAAUGGAAAUGAAGAAAAUGAGGAUAACAAUAAUGGUGUUACUAAUCAAUCUAAACCAACAGAAAAUGCUGAAAAAGUUGCUGCUCCUAGACGGGCAGUUAAAAACCCAAGAUUGAAAUUCAAUGCAGAUAGGCUUUGUGGCGAAAGAGGUAUACCAGUUGUCGUGAAACAUUUUGAAGGUGUAAAGUUUAAAGGUAAAGGACACGAGGUUGAAGAUUUAAAUAAACUUCUAUCCACUUUGGAACAUUGGUGUCACCGUUUGUAUCCUAGUAUGAAGUUUGACGAUUGUCUUCGACAAAUCGAGAAACUGGGGAAAAAAAGACCGGUUCAGACAUGCCUAAGGAAGAUAAGAUUCGACAUGCCUAUACUCAAUGACGACUUUGUUCAUGAGGAACCUGAAGAAGAUGAAGUUGAAGUACCACCUCAAGAUGCAUUUGAUAGACUUAUUAAUGAAAUUCAGGGCAGUUCAGAUGCUCAACUUGCUUCAACUCCCUUGCCAGUAAAAGCAGCUGCACCAGAACAUAGACUAGGAUCUUUUGGCUCUACUCUAACUGAAGAACAAAGAAAAAGAAUGGAGUAUAAUAAAAUGCUAGCUACUGAACGACGUAAAGCAAAGUUUUUAGCGAUGCAAUCUUCUACAGUUCCCCGCAAUGAAACCGAGGAUUUGUUUGCAGUGGAAUCAACAUCUGCUAUUCAUAGUUCUUCAACUGAUAAAAUAGCAAAUUCCAUGUUUGAUGAUAUUUUUACUGAGAGUAGGUCACUCUUAUCCACCAAGUCUGAUAAAUUGCAUUCAGCUUCAAAUGACUCCUCGGAGGAAUUAGAGUUGGACGACUUGGUUGAUUUGGUAAAUGAUGAUGAACCUUCUGCGAUUCGAAAUGAGGAUAACAGUCUUAAUACUUUCCCAAAAAUGAAUAAACAAGGUAAGGUAAAAAAGAAAUUUAUCAUUCUUAGUGAUGAAAGUGAUGGUGACGAAAUUGAUAAAAAUUACACUGAAGUUGUUGACUUGGAAGACAAAGUUGAAAAAAGUUCUAUUCCAAAUAAAAAAAUUGAAGUUAUAAAUUUAGAAAGUAAAAGUAACACUGAGCCCAUUAUAGUGGUGAAUUUGGAUCCAGAAACAUCACUCAAUGUUAGUAAUCCUGCUCAGAAGGUAACGGAAGUCAUAAAUUUAGAAAGUCACAACACUGAGUCAAUGACAGUGGUGAAUUUGGAUCCAGAAACAUCUGUAAAUGUUAGUAAUCCCUUGCACGUGAUUAAUUUAGAGAGUGAAGAGGUUGAUCUAACCAAUAAAAAAACCGUAGAUGAUACAAAUUCAGAAAUGGAUCUUGCAAGCCCACCAACAAUUUCUUCUACAGGUGUAAAUGAAGAAAAUUUUAAUUUGUUGUCUCCUGAAAAAGAUAAAAUAUCAGACUCUUUUAAUGCGCAAGAAAUUGUUCAAGAUAAUGUGGAGUCUAUGGAAAUAGACUGAUUGCUUAAGAUUGUGCCUUUAGUUUUAAUUAUAACAUUAACUUUUAUUUCAUGAAUAGUGAUAUUUUGUUCUCUUUUUUAUUUUGUUAAUGUUAUGUGAAAGGCAAUUUUCCUCUCAUGAAAUAUUGCAAAAUAAUAAUUUCUUAUGGGCAGAAGAAAGUUAAAGUAGAUGAUUAAUUAUUUUAUUUUCAUGGUAAAUAGUGGGAUUUAAAAAUUUAUGUGAUGUUUUCAUCUAACUGUGAUGUAAGUCUAAAUGUUUUCUUUGAAUAGAUAUUAGAUAAGUUUUGAAAAAUAAUAACCUGUUUUGGUUCUGAAUGUAAAAUUCUAUUUAAAAUGAGAGUCAUGUCUUGCUAUUCAUGUAUCAAAAUUUAUAUUUUGUCACUAUGCUAUUGUGCCUUGAAUUAUAUAAGUGUAACUGCGAUUCUAGCAGACUGGAAAGUAUUAGUCCUUUGAACCCAGGACUUCCAAAUUUCUAGGUCCUUUUUUGCUUAAAAUGGGUCACAAUUUACAUAAAAAUGUAAUUAGCAAAUUGAUUUAUAAACAAUGUGGCUAUAUAUAUUAUACUAUAUAUAUUGUAUAAUUAUUAUUGUACAUAUAUUAUACACACUAUAUAUUUAAAUUUUAUUAAUGGGGAUAAUAUUAAAUACUGAUGAACAGUUAAGGCAACUCUAUUGUCAUUU
Messenger RNA from Parasteatoda tepidariorum (common house spider), 2328 nucleotides. RefSeq lists its product as uncharacterized. The record is from RefSeq and is a predicted model, not a curated record. Gene Ontology annotation, biological process: DNA damage response; DNA replication checkpoint signaling; replication fork processing. Gene Ontology annotation, molecular function: DNA binding. Gene Ontology annotation, cellular component: replication fork protection complex; nucleus. NCBI's taxonomy places the organism in Eukaryota, Metazoa, Arthropoda, Arachnida, Araneae, Theridiidae.